CGUACCGCGCUGGCUUCCACUUCAGAUCAGGGAGACGUCCGGAUGGACGAGGAGCCUUCUUAUUCACCGAGGUCCGAUGAGCAGGGCGAGGACCUGGUCUCCAGCACUCCUCGGAAUGCAGAGUCUCUGCCGGAGCUCACCCGCUCUUCCUUCGGAGAAGAUACCGGGUCCUCCAUUGGAACUGAUGGAGGAGAGGACGAGGGGGUGGGGGAGCAGCAGCUGUCUCCAGAAGAGGAGGAAGAGCCCCUGAUUAAUUUGACGGACUUGAACCCUUACAUUCGGUGCUCGAUCUGCAAAGGAUACUUCAUCGAUGCUACGACCAUCACCGAAUGUCUUCAUACGUUUUGUAAAAGUUGUAUUGUGCGACACUUUUAUUAUUCCAACCGAUGUCCGAAGUGCAAUGUUGUGGUGCAUCAGACGCAGCCGCUCUACAAUAUCAGGUUGGAUAGACAGUUACAAGACAUUGUGUACAAAUUGGUGGUCAAUUUGGAAGAACGAGAGAAAACCCAAAUGUGUGAAUUCUAUAGACAGAGAGGUCUAGAAGUCCCAAAACCUCCGGCCCCGCAAGCAGUCUGUACCGAGCGAGGAAGAUCAAGGAGGAUAUUGGGACCCGUUUUCCGUAUUCCCUCGGAGCUGGAUGUGUCCUUACUCCUGGAGUUCAUGGGGGCUGCGGAAGGCACGGGGAACUUUAAGCCCUUGGAGAAGAAGUUCGUCCGUGUGUCCGGCAGUGCAACCAUUGGGCACGUUGAGAAGUUUCUAAGAAGAAAGAUGCAGCUGGAUCCCGCCUGUCAGGUGGACAUUAUAUGUGGAGAUCAUUUGCUGGAGCACUAUCAGACGCUAAGGGAAAUUCUUACAGCCAUAGGUGAAAGUGCCGUUCAGGACGGUCUUCUCGUGCUUCACUUUUGCUUGGUGUUGUCCCCGCUUUCACUAACAUGAGGAUCCACUCGUUGAAGAGUGAAGAUGCUACAAACGUUCCGUCUCCUCUCUUUCACCCCGUUGUGCUUCGGUUUUCGCUCACUUUGGAUCUCCGCCGGUCGACUUGUCUCUGAGACGGCUGCCGAGCGGAAAUCGUUCAGCUGGAACCCUCGCUUUACGAACGGACAUAUUGUUUUGUUUUUGAGGAUUUAUUCUGUAUGUAUGCACUCGGAGUGGCUCGCCUGUCGGCGGUCGGUCUGCUAUCGCCAGACGUUUCUUUUCCUUUACAAACUGUUUUAUUUGUAUUCUUUGGUUUUUACACACUCUUGUGUAUAUAACUCUCCUGAGAUUUUGAGAGAACUGUUGUUGUCUGGGAUGACAGUCUUGUGCUCUUUAGUGGAAGGUUUCAAAAUAAUAAUUUAGACUGUAAAUAAAGUUAAAAACCUAA
Spea bombifrons (plains spadefoot toad) is the source of this 1363-nucleotide messenger RNA. It is a transcript of the gene PCGF6, whose product is annotated as polycomb group ring finger 6. Lineage: Eukaryota; Metazoa; Chordata; Amphibia; Anura; Pelobatidae. The transcript has 10 exons. Gene Ontology annotation, biological process: regulation of transcription by RNA polymerase II. Bases 43 to 936 code for a protein of 297 amino acids. Gene Ontology annotation, cellular component: PRC1 complex. The record is from RefSeq and is a predicted model, not a curated record.